AUGGAGAACGAAAGAGGCGAGCUCGUAGAUCUCUACAUCCCGCGCAAGUGCAGCGCAACCAACCGCCUCAUCCGCCCCGAUGACCACGGCUCCGUCCAGAUCUCUGUCGCCAACGUCGAUGCCAACGGCCGCGCCAUAACGGGAGAGAACACUACCUUCGCGCUUUGUGGUUUCGUACGGGCAAUGGGCGAGGCGGACGACUCGCUGAACAGGCUGGCACAGCAGAGCGGCCUGCUCGAGAAGGUGUGGAGCCCGGUCAAAUAA
Messenger RNA from Didymosphaeria variabile, 264 nucleotides. Its product is annotated as 40S ribosomal protein S21. Gene Ontology annotation, molecular function: structural constituent of ribosome. The coding region runs from base 1 to 264 and encodes 87 amino acids. The transcript has 2 exons. NCBI's taxonomy places the organism in Eukaryota, Fungi, Ascomycota, Dothideomycetes, Pleosporales, Didymosphaeriaceae. Gene Ontology annotation, biological process: endonucleolytic cleavage to generate mature 3'-end of SSU-rRNA from (SSU-rRNA, 5.8S rRNA, LSU-rRNA); endonucleolytic cleavage in ITS1 to separate SSU-rRNA from 5.8S rRNA and LSU-rRNA from tricistronic rRNA transcript (SSU-rRNA, 5.8S rRNA, LSU-rRNA); translation. The record is from RefSeq and is a predicted model, not a curated record. Gene Ontology annotation, cellular component: ribosome; cytosolic small ribosomal subunit.